Pieris brassicae (large cabbage white) is the source of this 1182-nucleotide messenger RNA. RefSeq names its product odorant receptor Or2-like (gene Or-56). Gene Ontology annotation, molecular function: olfactory receptor activity; odorant binding. Gene Ontology annotation, cellular component: plasma membrane. Gene Ontology annotation, biological process: sensory perception of smell; detection of chemical stimulus involved in sensory perception of smell. Lineage: Eukaryota; Metazoa; Arthropoda; Insecta; Lepidoptera; Pieridae. Bases 1 to 1182 code for a protein of 393 amino acids. The transcript is spliced from 5 exons. The record is from RefSeq and is a predicted model, not a curated record.
AUGUUAAGAAAUCUGCUUAAAAAGCUGGAAAACCCAGAGAGGCCGUUGCUUGGCCCAAAUUACAAAGCUCUGACAUUUUGGGGCUUAUUACUACCCGAAAAUGUUUAUAAAAAAAUAUUUUACCUAACCAUGCAUUUGUUAGUAACAGUAUUUACCGCUACCGAAUAUAUCGAUAUUUGGUUUGUUAAAAACGAUAUAAAUUUACUGUUAAAUAAUGUUAAAAUAACGUUUUUAGCGACCGUUAGUGUUGCUAAAAUAACGACGUUUUUGGCAUGGCAGAAACAUUGGAAGAGCAUUAUUGAAUAUGUAACUAAAUCCGAUUUAGCUCAAAGAGAUAGCGAUAACAAAAAAGCUCUUAUCAAUAAUUACACAAAGUACUGUCGGAAAAUUACAUAUCUGUACUGGUCUUUAAUGUAUACAACUGUUGUUAUUGUGAUGGGACAGCCCUUGAUAAAAUACAUAUCAUCACCAUCUUAUAGAGAGAAUGUAAAGAGUGGUAAAGAAUCUUACAUAGAAGUAGUUAGCUCUUGGGUGCCAUUCAAUAAGAAUACAAUAUACGGACAUAUAGCCGCCUCUUUAUAUCAAAGCUACGGAGCUAUAUAUGGAGGUGGUUGGAUAACAUCAUUUGAUACAAACGCAAUAGUAAUAAUGGUAUUUUUCAAAUCGGAAUUGGAAAUGCUAAGGAUGGACUGUGCGGAUAUAUUUGGAAAAGGAAAAGUAAAUGAUAAACAAGCAAAAGAGAGAUUGAAGAAUUGUCAUCAACGUCAUGUUGAUUUAAUGGCAAAUGCUCGGCUCUUCAAUUCUUGUCUGUCGCCAAUAAUGUUACUAUACAUGUUUGUAUGUUCAGUAAUGCUAUGUGCAACCGCUUACCAAAUUUCGGCAGAAUCAAACCCAAUGCAACAAUUUUUGAUUGCAGAGUAUUUGUUAUUUGGAAUUGCGCAAUUGUUUAUGUUUUGUUGGCAUAGCAACAAUGUUUAUUAUGCGAGUAAAGACCUAAUGUUCGGUCCUUAUGAAAGCGAAUGGUGGUCACGACUAAAGUCUGAACAGAAAGAUAUCAGUAUACUAAUGGACCAGUUAAAUAAUACUAUAGUUUUUACCGCGGGGCCAUUUAACAAUCUUAGUGUUGCUACGUUUAUCAAUAUCUUGAAAGGGGCUUACAGUUACUACACAUUGCUGAACUAA